Messenger RNA from Phragmites australis (common reed), 3948 nucleotides. RefSeq names its product pentatricopeptide repeat-containing protein At5g65560-like. The record is from RefSeq and is a predicted model, not a curated record. Gene Ontology annotation, molecular function: protein binding. The coding region runs from base 99 to 3068 and encodes 989 amino acids. Lineage: Eukaryota; Viridiplantae; Streptophyta; Magnoliopsida; Poales; Poaceae. The transcript has 4 exons.
CCGAAACUGCAUGGCCUCCGCCUCCGCCUCCGCGCCGGCGCGCGGCUGAACCCCCACCCCUCCUCCGCCGCCGCAAAACCCUAAACCCCGCGGACACCAUGCGCCGCCUCCCGCCCCUCCCCCAUCCUUCCGCCGCCGCUGCCUCCACCUCCACCCCCGACGUCGUCGCCGAGCUCGGCCGCAUUCUCUCCACGCGCCGCUGGAACAAGGGCCGCGCCUACAAGCGCCUGGCCCCCUCCGUCACCGCCGCGCAUGUCGCCGACCUCUUCCGCGCCUCCACCGGCGCCGCCCCUCCCGACCCCGCCACCGCGCUCGCUUUCUUCGAGUGGGUCGCCCGCCGCCCCGGGUUCCGCCACACCGCCUCCUCCCACGCCGCGCUGCUCCAUCUCCUCGCCCGCCACCGCUCUCCCGCCAACUAUGAGAAGCUCGUGGUCUCCAUGAUCAAGUGCUCCGACUCCGCGGAGGACAUGCGCGCGUCCGUUGACGCCAUUGAGGCAAUCCGUCGAACGGGUGGCGCGCACCUGGCGCUGUCCCCAAAGUGCUAUAACUUUGCGCUCAGGUCACUGUCGCGAUUUGACAUGACGGAGUAUAUGGGGAAGGUGUACUCGCAGCUCGUGCGGGAUGGACUGUUGCCAGACACAGUGACUUACAACACCAUGAUCAAGGCGUACGGCAAGGAGGGUUGUCUCACCACGGCGCAUCGAUAUUUCCGGCUGUUGAGGGAGUCUGGGAUGAAGCCAGAUACAUUUACAUGUAAUGUAUUGGUGAUGGGGUACCGCCGAGCGGGUGACUUGAGGAAGGCUUGCUGGCUAUUCCUGAUGAUGCCACUGAUGGGUUGCGUGAGAAAUGAGUACUCCUACACCAUUUUGAUUCAGGGGCUCUGUGAAGCGCGGCGUGUAUGGGAGGCACUUGUGCUUCUGUUCAUGAUGCAGCAGGAUGGGUGCUUCCCAAAUCCACACACAUAUACAUUCUUGAUAAACGGUCUUUGUAAGGAGGGUAGGUGUCAUGACGCCAGGGUGUUGCUUGAUGAAAUGCCUCGGAGAGGAGUGGUUCCAAGUGUUUGGACAUAUAAUGCAAUGAUUGAUGGGUAUUGUAAAUCGGGAAGAGCAAAAGAUGCAUUGGGGAUCAAGGAGCUGAUGGAAAGAAAUCUGUGUGACCCAGAUGAUUGGACAUACAACAGUUUGAUUCAUGGCCUCUGCGAUGGGAAGACAGACGAAGCUGAAGAAUUGUUCAGUAGUGCUAUUGCGAGAGGCUUCAAACCAACAGUUGUUACAUUCACUAACUUGAUCAAUGGGUAUUGCAAGGCUGAAAGGAUCGAUGAUGCACUCAGGGUAAAGAAUAUCAUGAAGUCGAGCAAGUGCAAACUUGAUUUACAGGCAUAUGGAAUGUUGAUCAAUAGCCUCAUCAAGAAGGAUAGGUUAAAAGAGGCUAAAGAGACGUUAAAUGAGAUUUCAGUAAAUGGUUUAGUUCCUAAUGUCGUCAUCUACACUUCUAUAAUUGAUGGCUAUUGCAAGAGUGGGAGGGUUGAUGCUGCACUAGAGGUCUUCAAACUGAUGGAAAAUGAAGGUUGCUAUCCAAAUGCCUGGACAUACAACUCUUUGAUGUAUGGGUUAAUUCAGGAUCAAAAGCUUCACAAGGCAAUGGCUUUAAUAACUAAAAUGCAAGAGGAUGGAAUAACUGCUGGUGUUAUCACCUAUACUACUCUGAUUCAAGGCCAGUGCAACAAUCAUGAUUUUGAUAAUGCUUUCAGGUUAUUUGAAAUGAUGGAGCAGAAUGGCUUGACACCUGAUGAGCAAGCAUACAAUGUAUUAACUGAUGCGCUAUGCAAGUCAGGAAGAACUGAAGAAGCUUAUUCUUUUCUUGUCAGGAAAGGAGUAGCCCUAACAAAGGUAACAUAUACGUCUUUAAUCGAUGGUUUUAGCAAGGCAGGCAAUACAGACUUUGCUGCGGCCCUCGUAGAGAAGAUGGUCAAUGAGGGCUGUAAACCAGAUUCGUACACAUAUAGUGUACUGUUGCACGCUUUAUGUAAACAAAAAAAACUGCAGGAAGCUUUGCCGAUACUGGAUCAGAUGAUACUUAGGGGAAUCAAGUGUAACAUUGUUGCCUAUACAAUACUCAUCGAUGAAAUGAUCAGAGAAGGGAAGCAUGACCAUGCUAAAAGGAUGUUCAAUGAAAUGAUUUCGUCAGGACAUAAGCCUAGUGCAACCACAUAUACUGUAUUCAUUAACUCAUACUGCAAGGAAGGUCGAAUAGAGGAGGCUGAGAACCUGAUUGUGGACAUGGAAAGAGAAGGUGUUCAACCUGAUGUGGUGACCUAUAAUGUAUUCAUUGAUGGUUGUGGACAUAUGGGAUACAUUGACCGUGCAUUUUCUACUCUGAAGCGCAUGAUGGAUGCAUCAUGUGAGCCAAAUUCGUGGACCUAUUGUAUUUUGCUCAAGCAUUUCCUAAAAAGUAAUUUGGUUAAUGUUCAUUAUGUAGACACUUCCGGCUUGUGGAACUUGAUAGAGUUGGACACAGUUUGGCAGCUUUUUGAAAGGAUGGUGCAGCAUGGUUUAAGUCCCACAAUAGUGACAUACAGUUCUAUCAUUGCAGGAUUUUGCAAAGCAAUGCGUCUUGAGGAAGCAUGUGUGCUUCUUGAUCAUAUGUGUGGGAAAGGUAUAUCUCCCAAUGAAGAGAUAUACACAAUGCUUAUCAAGUGCUGCUGUGAUACCAAGUUCUUUAAAAAGGUCUUAUCAUUUGUAAGCGACAUGAUAGAAUGCGGGUUUCAGCCUCAUCUCGAGUCCUACCAGUAUCUUAUUAUAGGCCUCUGCGAUGAGGGAGACUUUGACAAGGCUGAAUCACUAUUCUGUGACUUGCUUGGAAUGGACUAUAAUCAUGAUGAAGUUGCAUGGAAAAUUCUAAAUGACGGUUUGCUCAAAGCUGGCCAUGUCGAUAUUUGUUCCCAGUUGCUGUCCAGAAUGGAGAAUAGACACUGUCGCAUUAAUCCUGGGACAUAUGCUAUGGUGACUAAAAACAUGCAUGAGGCAUCUGCCAGUGCGGUUAGUGAACUCAGAGGAAAAGUUGCCUAAGUGACAUAUCUUUCCAUGCAAAUAAAUGGUAAUUUAUCAUUGGCCAUUCUUUUCCUUGGUGAGCAAUUGAAUAAAUUGCAUGCUUGUUAUGAGCCCAAGCUCAACGUUUUGAAAGCAGCUCAUUUCAUCUAGGACUUCCGAUCAAAUGGAAUGGAUAUCUGCAAUGUGGAUAGUAGUGAGGUGCAAAUGCAAGCUACAUAGAACAUUACAUUUUGGGAAAUUGGCUUGAGACAAUCAGCACACAGUUAGGAUGGCAUUUGAUCAGCAUUAUCCCGAGACAUGUUUGACAAGGUGACUGUUUUCUCAGUAGCAAAGAUUUUCGUAUGAAGUCCUAGUCAAACGAGAGGCACUUCUCAUCAUUCUAUGCUUCACCUUUGCACUCAGGCUUCUCGUCAGGGAAGUGUGUAGAAACCCAGUGACCAUUUUAUUUCUACAUUGAACGGUGUGUUCUGGGUCAACUUGGAUGGCUUCGUAUUGUCAAUAUUUAGAAGCUAGUCUUUUCAGCAUACGAGCUAUGGUGAGUCUGUUGUCUACUGCCUUCCAUCUUCAACUCUGUUGGUAUUUAUUGCUCCAACUGUAGCUCAGGUCCACAGGAACAAGAAACUCAGCACAGCUGCUGAAUGGUCUAGGAGUUUAUGAAUUGCUUUUAGGGACCGUCUCAUGAAAGCACUGAGAAAUGGUUCAAAAACCCGAUCAAUUUGAGAGAACGAGACUUGGAAGAAAUGUUGCAUAGGCACCUAGAUUCAAUGUAUAAAAAAGGAACAUAGAUACACUUGUUUAUUAGCAUUUUUCUCAACAUUACUGCCCAUGUAUUGAUAACUCCAAAUUGUGGUUUUGCUGCCAUAUGUUAUACUCCAACCAGUAAAAAAUUCUUGAUGUU